Colletes gigas is the source of this 1259-nucleotide messenger RNA. RefSeq lists its product as uncharacterized. The record is from RefSeq and is a predicted model, not a curated record. Bases 35 to 1060 code for a protein of 341 amino acids. The transcript has 3 exons. NCBI's taxonomy places the organism in Eukaryota, Metazoa, Arthropoda, Insecta, Hymenoptera, Colletidae.
CGUUUUAACAUUUAAAUCAGAAUCGACCGGCGUGAUGGGGAAACGUGUGCACGCGUUCUGUAUAUCGGUAUACGCGGGGCCAAUGUCCGGGCAGCAUGCUCGAGGCUCCUGUGACCGUUUGUCGAGAAAGAAUACCGGUUUCCCGGGCGUACUGACCACUAUAUCAAGGAAGACCCAUCGGGUUACGAUGCCUCUCACCCGGACCCGCUCAUCAGUCCGAGUCCUGUCGACGAUCCUCGCGUAUUUUUCCAACCUCUCGUCUCCCUCGCAAGGUGCUUGGUACCCGGCCACCAUGGUAACGCGUUACGUUCUCCUAAUCGUGGUUUAUUACACGGCUAUUUGCCUGUCAUUACCGGCGAGUUACGAUCAACGACAGACGGGCGACCUGAACGUCCAGAUUCACCUGAAGGACGUGCAAGUCCUGGCGCUGAUGGACACGGAAUUGCUCGACGAUUACACGGAGUAUGAUUACUUCUAUGAUUACGCCGAUUUCACGGUGAAACCGACCGUCAAGCCCACCACCAGUUCCACGGCGUCCGAGUCCACCACUCAGGUGUCCUCCUCGGUAACCGAGGAGGCUGAUCCUUCGGGGACGUCCGAAUCCGUUCAAAAUUCAACUAUCGCCGACGAGAACAACGAAUUUUUAAUUGGAAAUUCUACCGUCGACGACGCCAUAGUCCCCCCGUCGGCGGACGCUGAGAAAUCAAACGACACCGCCGCGGUGUCGUUGACCGAGAAGCCGGAAGACUCGAUCAACGAGAACGUCACGGUCAAGGCCAGGGUCAACGACAAAACCAGAAACACGUUCGAGGACGAUGAAGAUCCUGCGGAACAGAACCCCGGAGGAUCGUCCACCGACAACCCGACGAAGAAACUAACCAAAAGACGUUGCAAGUCUGGAUACUCGCCGGAUGGAAAGGGUCGUUGUCGUCGAUCGAGUCAUCGUCGACUGUCGUUCAUACCUCUGGCGAUGAGACUAGCGCCGAAACUGUUGGACGACCUGGCGCGCAACGCGAAGAAUCUGGCGCAGGAAGAAGUUCAUUGGAUGCACUCGUACUGAAACGUGCCAUGAAUGUUAUUCGCGAACGACUACACGGAAUCGUAUGCACUAGUAUAAGACGAAUAUCCGUCCUUCGUUAACUUAGGUCGAGUUACGUAUGCGCGCGCCGUUUCGUUGCUUCAUCCUGCAUUUCUAUUGUACCGUACUCUCGCGUUCGAUCUCAUACGAAGUAAUUAUUAUUGUACAUAAUAUAUAAGGA